Messenger RNA from Hippocampus comes (tiger tail seahorse), 2734 nucleotides. It is a transcript of the gene pnmt, whose product is annotated as phenylethanolamine N-methyltransferase. Lineage: Eukaryota; Metazoa; Chordata; Actinopteri; Syngnathiformes; Syngnathidae. The coding region runs from base 1452 to 2273 and encodes 273 amino acids. The record is from RefSeq and is a predicted model, not a curated record. The transcript is spliced from 4 exons. Gene Ontology annotation, cellular component: cytosol. Gene Ontology annotation, molecular function: phenylethanolamine N-methyltransferase activity.
CUGGACUGCUGCCUGAUGGAGGAGGACUGGCAGAGAGGACAGACCUACUCGGCUCAUUGGCACAGUCUCGGUGUGUCUCGGGUGCAAAGGCCCACAGUGACCGAAGCAGAGCGCUCGGAGAAAUACUGGGAAGCCAGGCGACUCCUGCAGCGUUUCCUCUCGGGGGCCAUCAGUCACAGGCUGCCACCAGAGACCGUAAGGGGGCCCUUCAAAAAGAUUGAGCAUGGAAGCUCACUGCACAUCCAGGAAGGAGGGUUCGACUGCAAAACUCCAAAGAGCUUCGUGUUAGAAACUAAGACGACCAUGAAGAUGACAUUACCGAGGUUCCUGGGAUGAAGUAUUUGCUGAUUAUCAAUGGAUAUAAAUGCUUUAGCAAAUGUAGGGUUUUUUUUUUAAUAAACCACAAAGCAGAGGUGACCGGGUUGUCCCGUUUGUUUUCAUUCAGAUAUAUGAAUAGUUUUGAGUUAUUUCAUCACAGAACUGGCAAAUGCUCUCAAAAGUGAUGCCAGGGAGAUGAUCACAUAACCUAAUUUUAAAACUGACAUGUGGCAAAAUUCCACAUUCCAAAUACUGAGACUGCGACACUGUGUGUGUGUGUGUGUGUGUGUCCAUCUGCCAGGGAUGAACGAGGUGUCAAGGGACCCCUGGGGAAAGCAGUUUGAAGAGAACGUGGCAAUUUUCCACAGCAGUUCAGCUGCUGCUUACACUGAGAAUAGGUGUUAAAUUAAUCGAAUCAGCGGCUCAAACUGUGUUUUGUCAGCUGUCCUUGGUUGCUUGCGCUGUUCAAAGUCUAACAUGGGCCUAUAACCCCCGCAAUAAAUAGGACUCCAACCUACCAAUUGUGAAUAUUGGUUGGCUAUGACUCUGCAGAAUGCAUCCAAACAACACAAAUGACGCAUGUGUGCCUUGUUUUUAUGUAUGCUGAAUAUUUUGAAGUACAUUUGGGAUCGCGGUAGUUCCGUCCGUCAGGGACUGGGGACUUGAAGUGCCAGACCUAAUGGACCAAAAUAUGAAUGCUCAACUCUCCUGUUAAGAUACAAAAAGAUUCAUUUUCCAAAGUUUAGAAUCCAAUAACCACUAGAAUACAGAAAUGUAUGCCCCACAUAUACAGCGAUAUCUCGAAGAAAGAGGCAAAGCCGUGAUCUGCUCGUGGGCAGGCAAAGGCAAACCUGGACCGAUCGUGAAGAUAGAGGCCUGCUGAAGGGUGGUUGCAAGACCUGAAAGCAAUGAUGCAUCCAUUAGUGUUGCUGAAAGCCCCCUAAUCUGAUGGCAUCAGUGCUUGAGGGCAGAGAAAGAAAGCACAAACGCACCCUAUCAGGAUUCAACACGACCGUCCCCAAAAUUACGACCGAGGUACACCCACACAAAACGGCUAUAUAAGGAGGCUCCAAAGGGGUAAACGGUGCACCUGGAAGCUCACAAGUGAACCGACUUGUAUCCGCAGCGGAAGAAUGGAGCAAACGGGGACAGAAAAUGGAGUGGCAGCCAUGGCAGCCUGUUACCAGCGUUUUGACCCGGCGGCAUAUCUACAAUACAACUACACGCCACCGCGGGCCGACUUUGAUCGGAAAGACAGCAUUGUGCCGUGGAAACUGGCGUGUCUGCAUAGAGCCUUCACUGAAGGUGACAUGAGCGGCGAGCUGCUGGUGGACAUCGGCUCGGGACCCACCCUGUACCAAGUCCUGAGCGGUUGCGAGGUGUUCAACGAGGUGGUUCUUACUGACUUCCUGGAGGCCAACCGAAAGGAGCUGAGGCGCUGGCUGCAGGGCGACGAGACCUGCAGCCUGGACUGGACGCCUUAUCUGCAGCACGUCUGCAAGCUGGAGGGGCGACGUGCCUCGGCAUGGACAGAGAAGGCGGCCAAGCUCCGUCAGGCGAUCACCGACAUCCUCCCCAUCGAUGUGCAUCGUCCCCAGCCUCUGGACCCUAGCGUCCUCCCCCCGGCAGGGGCCGACUGCCUGGUGUCCUGCUUCUGCCUGGAGAGUGUCAGCCCUGACCUGGCCGCCUUCACCAGGGCCCUGGGCCACAUCGGGAAGUUGCUCCGGCCCGGCGGCCACCUCCUGCUCAUCGGAGCCCUGGGGGAGAGCUUCUACUUCGGGGGGCCCGGGGUGAAGAUCCCCGUAGUGCCACUAGGCGAGGCGGAGGUGUGCACCAGUUUGAAGGAGACCGGCUACACCCUGAUCCGGCUGGAAGUUUACACGCUGCCUCAAGACAUGAGAGUCGGGGUGGAUGAUGUGACUGGGGUGUUUUUUGCAAAAGCGAAGAAGGAUUGAAAGAUGGUGAUAGUGUCCAAAAACUGCUGUUCAACUGCAUUCUAUGUGCCUUUGCUGAAUUGAGUUAUAUUUUCAGAUGGACAAGAGGCUCUCCUUUUGUUAUGUGGUUACACAUCACCCCCUGCAGUCCCGAAAGAGCUACUACAGGAAAACCAAAGUUAGCCAAGUCUUUCUCCACUUAUUCGACUUUUAAAAUUGUCCAUAAUAUAAUGAUAACAUAUUUUAUUUUGUGCAUGUAUUAAAUAUUUAUGGGAAAAUAUAUAAAACCAGAUUACUGGUACAAAACUAUCAUUCAUGUAUUUAAAAAUGAACUUAGAUAUUCAAUACGAAAUAUUGAACAUCGGUACUAUUUUACAUCUUGUAUUUCAGUUUUAUUUUCAUGAAAAAUCAAUUGGUCUUUAUACUAUGCAUAUGUAUGCACCCCCUGCAUCUAUGUAUAGUGAAGUGACGUCAUUCCUUUU